CUUUCAGUUGGUUCGCGCAUCUCUCGUCGCGCAGCAAAAAAUAAAAAACCCUCGACACCGAACAACUAACUAAAAGAAUUUAACAAAUAUUACUUUCUGUGUGUGCGCGUGUGGUGAGUAAAUACUACGUUUUAAGCACGGAGAAGAGCAGAAUAUUUUAAUUGGAGGCCGAGCUAGCGAGAGGUCAAUUAAAAAGCAGCUGCACCCGAAGUCCUGAAGAGAAAGCGUUCAGAGGCAGCCAGGAUCUUGUGUGUUGGGGAAAAAUCCGGAGGGCAGAAGGAGCAGCAUCCAUCCGCAACAUUCACAACACCAUCAGCCGAUAACCGACGAAGCCACACCGCCCAAGAAAGCAUCCCAUUGUAAUGGCUUUACUCCGUUCGCUGAGCGCCCAACGAACAGCCAUCAGUUUGGUCUACGGCAAGUCCAACGGAUCCGUGGCCGUUGCCGCCUGUCGCAGCUUUCAGCGGGGCAGGCGGAGCGGUUCAGAGGCAGCAGCUCCAGUAGCGGCAUCAGCAGUAGUAGCGAGAGGAGGAGAUGGGGCCGGCGGCGUUCGCUAUCUGCAUUCGGGCGACCGUCCCAUGCAGGCCUCGACCGUGGUUCAGCCGGAAUUGGUGGCUACCAGCGAGUCGGUGAAGCGGACAACUCAGCAAAGGUCACCACCGCCAGCGGGAUCGCCGGCUGGAUCACCGCAACGUGAUCCGCUGGACGUGAGCUUCAACGAUCCGAUAGCCGCCUUCAAGAGCAAGACCACGUGGGAGCUGAUGCGCGCCUAUCUGGUCUACAUGAUCUGUUCCAGCGAGAAGCUAGUCGAGCACAACAUGACGCUACUGAAACUGGCUCGCAGCCUGCUCGGCCAGAAACUCUUCGUCCUGCUAAUGAAGUCCAGCUUCUACGGACACUUUGUGGCCGGCGAGAAUCGGCACACCAUCGUGCCCGCCCUAGAGAGACUACGAUCGUUCGGUGUCAAGCCGAUCCUUGACUAUUCCGUUGAGGAGGAUAUCUCCCAGGAGGAGGCCGAGAAGCGUGAAGUUGAAUCUUCCGUUUCGAGUGCGAUCGAUAAUAAGGAUAACAAGGAGGAGGACAGCAUGCCGCAGUAUCAUGUGGACAAGUCCUUUGCCGAUCGCCGCUACAAGGUGAGCAGUGCUCGCACCUACUUCUAUCUCAACGAGGCCACCUGCGAGCGCAACAUGGAGAUUUUCAUCAAGUGUCUGGAGGCCGUGUCGGUCGACGAUCAGAAAGUGCCCCGUGCUGUGGCCACGGGCGCCACCUUUGGAACUGGCAUUACGGCCAUCAAACUCACCGCCCUCGGCCGUCCACAAUUGCUGCUGCAACUGUCCGAGGUUAUUAUGCGCACACGGAAGUACAUGGAGGCAAUGGUCGGCGGCGAGGGCAAUGUGUUGACCCACCACAAGACCAUCAAGGAUUUGGAAAAGUAUUAUGCCUCGUUGGGUGACAAUAAGAAUGUGAAGGAUUUCUUAAAGAAUGUGACAUCCGACAAGGAAGGUAUCCUGCAUCUGUUCCCCUGGUCGGGCAUCGUGGACGAGGACUCGCAGCUGAGCGACACCUUCCGUGUGCCCGAUCCCCAGACCGGCCAGAUGCGUCGACUGAUCUCACAAAUACCGCCCAAAGAGGAGGAGAUGUUCAGGAACAUGAUCCGUCGCCUCAACACGAUUGUCAAGGCUGCUGCCGAUCUGGAUGUUCGCAUCAUGGUAGAUGCUGAGCAAACAUACUUCCAGCCGGCCAUUUCACGCAUCACGCUGGAAAUGAUGCGGAAAUACAACAAGGACAAGGCCAUCGUCUUCAACACGUACCAGUGCUAUCUGCGUGAAGCGUUCCGUGAGGUCAACACCGAUAUGGAGCAGGCAAAGCGACAGAAUUUCUAUUUCGGUGCCAAGCUGGUUCGCGGCGCCUACAUGGAUCAGGAGCGAGCACGUGCGCAGGCGCUAGGCUAUCCCGAUCCGGUGAAUCCCACGUUUGAGGCCACCACGGCUAUGUACCACAAGACGCUCUCCGAGUGCUUGCGACGAAUCAAGCUGAUGAAGGACUCGUCUGAGGAUGCCAGAAAGAUUGGCAUUAUGGUGGCCUCGCACAACGAAGACACCGUGCGCUUUGCCAUUCAGCAGAUGAAGGAGAUUGGCAUUUCGCCGGAGGACAAGGUCAUUUGCUUUGGCCAACUGCUGGGCAUGUGCGACUACAUCACCUUCCCGCUGGGUCAAGCUGGCUACUCGGCGUACAAGUACAUACCGUACGGUCCCGUGGAGGAGGUCCUGCCGUACUUGUCGCGCCGCGCCCAGGAGAACAAGGGUGUGCUCAAGAAGAUCAAGAAGGAGAAGCGACUGCUCAUGUCAGAGAUCCGGCGCCGUCUCAUACGCGGCCAGUGGUUCUACAAGCCCAAGGGCAACUAUGUGCCCAUCUAAGAAGCCUGCCUGGCGGCGCCUCUGCUCGGAACCGAAAUCGGAGAGGGUAUCGCCAACUCACCCAGUCACAUACGCAUCCUCCGGCCCUAAAACACACACACACAAAGCGCAAGGAGAAGAACAUUGUUAUGUGUGCUUUGUGGUCAUUUUUCAACUAUUUUACGAAAUUCGCGUUUAUAUAUAUAUAUAUCUAUAUAUGAAGACUUGUGAUCCGGCAAGCGAGAUUAUCGAUCAUCAGCGGCAGGAUCUUCAACAUAAAAACAAAACAACAUUCAAAAUCGAUUCAAUUAACUGAGAAGACGACGCGCCGGUCAUUUUUUAAUGAAAAUAUGUACAUUUUUACGUCUUGUUGCAAACAAUAAUCUAUAAAACGAGUUCUCUUUGUAUGUGUGUUAAAAAGAAAAAGAAAAACUAAAAACUAAAAAAAAAAAAAAACAAGAAAAAGAGCAAAACUAUGUGGAAAGGAGGCCAUCGGAAACGGAGAGAGGAGUAUUGAAAAAAGGUAUUGAGAAUUGUGUAGCGAGCCUCUUUUUUUGUAGUAAAAGCAUAAAUUGAUAUAUAUAAAUACAUAUAUAAUGAGAGCAAAAAUCGUUUAUAGAUCUAUAUAUGUAUAUCAGGGAUCGUAAAUAAUGAUUAUGAUUAUUAUCACCCACUUGGAAAAGCCGCACAAAAAUACGAAUUAUACCAAUCGGCCACAAUUUGGAUGCUCUUUCAAGAUAGUCAAUGAUUGCUGAUUACGUGCCCUGAUAUAUGAUAUAUACAUAUACAUAGAGAUACAUUGUAUGGCUGCAUUUUAGAUUCUAGAUUCAUUCGAUUCUUCAGCAUCUUAAGAACCUUGAGCACCUCAGCAUCAUCUGUUUAACUCCGAUUUCAUGUUGGUUUGCCGGAGAGAGAGAGAGAGAGUCAGUCAGUCAGUCAGUCCAGGGAGCAGUAGGAUCCCGGGGAUAACCGCGCAUACCUAUAACUAUAACCUAAAUAAACGUAAACAUGAUGUGUUAAACGUACGAUAAAACGAUUCGUUUCGUUUCUACCUAUUUAUAUACAUAUAUAUAGAUAUAUAGAUAUAUAUUUAUGUGUAUUAUGUUUAAUUUAGCGAUUAACGAAGCGAUAUUAUAAAAGUCAUUACUACAAUAGUCGUCUGUCCUUGGUUACCCAUUUCCAUAACCGUUUACGUUUCGCGUUUCUCGCUUCGAUUCGGAUCUCUGAGCUGAGAUGAUCAUUUCCGAUGGAAGCGAUGAAGCGUUCGAUUUUUUAUUAUUAUUAUCCUGAUUAUUAUUAUUAUUAUUAUAUUGCAUAAAACGCUAUAAAUAAAUGAAUAAAUAAUUGUAUGAAUGUUAACUAUUUCAAUGACAAUAAUAAAAUGUUAAAAACGAAA
Molecule: messenger RNA, 3792 nt
Organism: Drosophila kikkawai
Lineage: Eukaryota; Metazoa; Arthropoda; Insecta; Diptera; Drosophilidae
Gene: slgA
Product: proline dehydrogenase slgA
Cellular component (GO): mitochondrion
Molecular function (GO): FAD binding; proline dehydrogenase activity
Source: RefSeq, a predicted model, not a curated record